Oryzias latipes (Japanese medaka) is the source of this 5700-nucleotide messenger RNA. It is a transcript of the gene prox1a, whose product is annotated as prospero homeobox 1a. Gene Ontology annotation, molecular function: DNA-binding transcription factor activity, RNA polymerase II-specific; RNA polymerase II cis-regulatory region sequence-specific DNA binding. The record is from RefSeq and is a predicted model, not a curated record. Gene Ontology annotation, cellular component: nucleus. Gene Ontology annotation, biological process: regulation of transcription by RNA polymerase II. NCBI's taxonomy places the organism in Eukaryota, Metazoa, Chordata, Actinopteri, Beloniformes, Adrianichthyidae.
GGUCGGGUGGAGCCGUUACCUCACUCCCCAGGCCGAUGACGCAGCGUCUUCACGUAUCCUUCACGGGCGUCUCUACUUGUUUCUUCUACUUGUCCGUCCAGCGAGAAAGAGAGACGCGCGUUGAGCUCGGAGUGCCGGACGGAGGCGGGUGCACUCGAUACGAAACACUUCUCGUCCCGGGAGAAGAGCGGCGCCCUUCUCCGUGUGUCAUUUACUCUCUCUAUGAGCGCCCCUCUCCCUCCCGCGCCAUCCACUCGCGCGCACACGCACGCCGACGUCUCCACUUUGCCGUGCGAAUUCACGGCAUUGAUCUCAAAGGCAGGCGCGGAUCUGAGUCUCUCCUUUCCCCGUCGACGGACAGACUUGGAGGAGCGCUCGGGAGGGAAAGUAUCUCCUGUGUUUGUCAGGACCCCUGGUCAUGUCGGUUUAGCUGCCCUGCGUGAUGCCUGAUCAUGACAACGCCACUCUCCUACUAGCAAGACAAACCAAGCGCCGACGCGUGGACAUUGGGGUGAAAAGGACUGUGGGGAGUGUGAUAUUCACCCGCGCAAGGGAGACCCUUCUAGACAGGAUGAACCCGACGCACUGCUCCGAUCAGGACGGAGACUGCUCACUGAUCGGCCACGGCCAUGGUAGCACCAAUGGGGAUGGAGAGAAGUCCAAUGUUCUGAGGAAGCUGCUAAAGAGGGCCAACUCUUACGAGGACGCCAUCAUGCCUUUUUCCGGCGCUACAAUCAUCUCCCAGCUGUUAAAAAGUAGCAUGGGGAAGAAUGGAGGGAGCGACUCGGGCUUCCAGGGAAGUGGAGCUCUGUCCAGUGGAGGCUCUGAAAUCCACAAUGAGGAUGCCUGCAGCAACUCCUCCCGUGACCAAGACAGCCCAUCAGACUGCCUGUCUCCAGGACAUCAUCUUCCUCCUCCAACAUCGUCCUCAUUUGGGAGGCCGCAGCCCAAUUCGAACCACAACUCCCACACCUCCUCCCAGACGCUUUCUCUAUCCACGUUCGACUUGGACCGUCUGUCCGAUGAACACCUCCGUGCCAAGCGAGCCAGAGUGGAAAACAUCAUCCGCGGCAUGAGCCACUCGCCGCUGGUCCGGAGCAGCGGAGGCGACCAGGACAACCUCCGCGAGAGUGAAAACGGACACAGGGGCGACAGGGGUGAGAGGGGCGACAGCGGCGGCGGCCAUAAUGCCAGCAACCACAACGACUGCCCCUCUUCCCUCCUGAGCUCCCCGGGGUCACGGGGCGGUGUGGUGGGUGUUGGGGAGGUGUACAGGGAGAAUAAGAGAAAGCAGCGCCUGCCUCAGCAGCAACACAGCUUCACCCAGCUGGUGUGCUCCAGGCAGGAGCAGAGACAAGAGGAGAGGAGGCAGCUCAAACUCCAACUAGAAGACAUGCAGAAACAGUUGCGGCAACUUCAGGAGAAGUUUUACCAGAUCUACGACUCAGAGACGGAAGAAGAGGAGGACAAUGGAGAGGGCAGAGAGCCUGAGCGGGGAGGGGAAAGAGAAGAAGAUGGGAACUUGUCAGAGGACAGCAUUCGGUCUGACGGUCUGGAGGAGAGGCACAGAGACAGAGGAAGGCACGGCCACGACGACCUGUCUGACCUGGACCCAGGUCUGUUCCUGGACCGAGCCCGAGCUCUCCUCCGUGAGCAGGCCUUGAUAGAUGGAGACUUGGAGGAGGACGCAGACAGUAGGGGAGAAGAGGAGAGAAACGGUGAAAGAGGAAUGAAGAGGAGAGCAGCUGCAGGGGGAGGAGGAGGAAGACAGUUGGCCGAGACCCUAAAGCAGGAGCUGAACUGUGCCGUGUCGCAGGUCGUCGACACUGUCGUGAAGGGUUUCUCCUCGCCGAAGCAGACAGCCACUCAUCAUCACGGCUGCCACAGUAGCACGCCGGCCGCACCCUCUUCUUCCUCCAACUCGUCUUCUUCCUGUCCGCCGCCGUUUGGACCGCUGCCCCCUCUUACCCCAGACUCACGUUUCGGAGGUGGCACCCUGGGACUCAAUCUGAAUGGCGAUGGCAGCCCCACCCCCAAUUAUCACUCCAACCAACGGCUGCACUGCUUCGGGGACGUAAUUGUACCAAGUCCGUUAGAUUCUUUUGGGGGUCUUGGCGGCAGACUGAGUGGUGUCCCCACCCCUAACGACCAAACGGAGGCCCUGCCGUUGGUGGUGCGCAAGAACGGUCCGGAGAACACCAACCACUCUCUUCCUCCUCCGCCGCCUCCUCACCACCCCUCCCUUCACCCGUCUCCCCUCACAGCUUCACUUGGGUUUAGCCCUCCAUCGUUUCGACACCCAUUCCCCCUUCCUCUCAUGGGUUACCCUUUUCAGAACCCCUUGGGGUCACAUGGGGGGGGCUACCCCUCAGGGCCCAAAGACCACCAUCAAUCCUCCCCUGAUUCCAUGGACAUAACCCGGGAAGCUGUCAGCCUACGAACCAAAAUGGCAUCUUUGGGAGGGGGCCACAUGGGUCACCAUCACCACAGACAGAGCUCUCCAAACCAGCAUGGGUCAGAGAGCCUGUCGCUGUCUCUGAUCAAGUCUGAGUGCGGAGACCUGCAAGACAUGGCCGACAUCUCGCCCUACUCGGGUAGCACCAUUCAGGAAGGCUUGUCUCCAAACCAUCUGAAGAAAGCCAAGCUGAUGUUCUUCUACACUCGCUAUCCUUCCUCCAACAUGCUCAAGAUGUUCUUUUCUGAUGUAAAGUUCAACCGCUGCAUCACUUCCCAGCUGAUCAAGUGGUUCAGCAACUUUCGGGAGUUCUACUACAUCCAGAUGGAGAAGUUUGCUCGGCAGGCCAUCAACGAUGGGGUGACUGGUGCCGAGGAGCUGACAGUGGGCCGGGACGCCGAACUCUUCAGGGCCCUCAACAUGCACUACAACAAAGCCAAUGACUUUGAGGUUCCUGAUCGCUUUCUCGAGGUAGCCCAGGUGACUCUGCGAGAGUUUUUCAACGCCAUCGUGGCCGGUAAAGAUGCCGACCCUUCUUGGAAGAAGGCCAUCUACAAAGUGAUUUGCAAACUGGACAGCGAGGUUCCCGAGGUGUUCAAGUCCCCCAACUGUCUUCAAGAGCUCCUACGUGACUGACUAGAACUCGGGAGAACACAAAGAACGCAGGAAAAACCUCUGAACACCAGGGGAAGACUGGGAUGAUCCUUGAAUGGAUCAAGGAAUUCAUUUGACACCUUGACGUGGUUCUCCUUGGAGAACGUUUUGUUGCCUGUGUUUUUUUUUCCUCCCCAUCAGUGCAGCUUUCAAAGACAAUUUUCCCCUCGAAGAUGUUUUCUCAUAAAAAAAAUAAACGUUCAUAUUCAGUAAGUUAAAGGGCUCAGGCUCAAAGUCUGAUGAUGCUCUAGGUGACUCAUAUGUUGGGACUUUUAUAUUAAAAAAACAGUAAAAGACUUUAAACGUCUUUAGUCCUGUCGACCCCUUCUCUUCCAUGAUCCUUCAAGAGGAAGAUAAGGUUUGGGGGGGCGAAAAAGAACGAACGGACGGAUAAAUGAUAAGCCAGAGACUUGAAUUUAGGAGUGGACUAAUAAUCGAGAAAAUAAUAUAUACAUUUCUUUAUAUUGUGGAGGUUUUGAAGUUACAUAGACGUUUUGUUUUGUUUUAUUUCUGAGGGGAAAAAAAAGGAUGUUUCUGUAUUUUGGCCCCAGUUUCCUCCGUUCUUUGAGACCUCCGUCUUGCACAGACACACAAACACAUGUAAGAAAGCACAGCUGCACAUUUACCCACACAAUUCCACUCUAGAAAUGGGAUAUCAUCCAAACUUUCUCUUUUUAGUUGAGCUGCAGUUUUUCUGAGCCUCCCUGCUUGUUUUGAUCAUUGAUAUUAUGAACUGGACAGAGUGGCCCCUCCCCCAUCGUAUUACAAACAUCCACUGGAUCCAAUAAGCCAAAAUCCGAAUUUUUUAACAUUUUCUUCCUUAUUCUCAUUUUUUUGUUUGUUUUAUGGAAAUGUAUUCGAGUUAUAAACUGACCAAUCAGAUGCCUCGAUGAAAGUAUGUGGUCUCUUGUCAAACGUUCGAAAUGUCUGACCGAUUUCAUGUAGCCCGGGUUCAACUGGUCGGGGUGUGGGCUUCCAAAAAGUUCACCCCUCACUAGCAAGAGCGGCUGCCAUAAAAAAACCUUGAUUUGGACCAAUCAGUGCUUACUGACAACAUCUGCUUCCAACAUGGCGGCAUGCUUUUUGUGAAGAACGGUGACUAAAUUGGUUUUACUUUGCUGGAGCUGCAAGUUAUCUGUUUUCAAUUGGUCCAGUUCUCAUAAACACUCAUGGUUUGGACUGUUAAGCUCAAAAAGUUACUAUGGCACUUGACAGUUUCUCAUUGUAUCCCACUGCAUCCUGAAGAUUUUAGACAAAAAAAAUGGUAGGGUCAUUGUGAACUAAUACCGGGGCAGGAAAAAGUGGUAGUAAUAUAUGUAAAUGCAUUUUGUUUCAGUUUAAAUAAAGAUAAUUUUUUGUAGAAAGGGGUGGGGGGGGGUCACGUUUCUUAUGGCAGGAAUCUCAAAGAUUAAAAUUGUCUGUGAAACCCACCUAUUUCUAAGAUAUGUGAAGUUUUUAUUUUCUGCUAAUUCUAUUUUGAUGGCUGGAUUAGCACUAAAAACACAAAACAAAAAAUGGCUUUUGAGUCAGAUUAAGCACUGAAACCUUCAGGACCACCUAAAGUUUUGUCUUUUAGAGCAUAUCCUACAAAAAAAAAAAACCUUUUGAAAUUGAAAAACGGGGCUUGAACUUUUCCACUUUGUUGUCAUAGAUUUUGCACAUUUUUUCUUUUAAGACAUUAACCAUUUUAACUACAAAUUGUGAGAUUCUGAAGAGAUGUUUUUCCAGUUUUGCAUCUCCUAUAGUUUUUAAAGACCCACUCCAAUGAAUAUUGUAGACUGGUGUUCUUAACAUGUUCUUGUGGCGUGUUUCUAACGAUGGAGGACAUAUAUAGAGAAAAAUAUACUUAAAAUUGUGAAUCAGGAGCAUACGAAAAAAAUGCCGAUUAAAAUUAUCAUAUUUGUAACAGUAAAAACAUACACAGGGCGGAGCUCCGUAAUAGGGGAGGGGAAAGGGGGAUGGAGCUGCUCUUGGUCAACAGUCCCGCCCACAACUUAGAAGUGAAUUUCUAAUAAACUACUGACACUCCACAGAAACUGCCCUAAACAGGUUUUUUUAUUCAUAAAUUAACAAAAAAAAAAACAAACACUAGGAACCCUUUUACAAUAAAUCAAAAUAUGAUCGGAGUGGGUCUUUAAAGACCACCAUAAUCUUUUAGGACCGUCAUAACUCUACAAUCUGUAUGCAGGUGUGAAAAAGAUGCUUUUAUGCACGAUGGUUUGUAAAGUUUUCUUACUCCAGAUGUAUAAAUAAAGCUUACAUUUUCCUUUGACAGAAAAAUAACCUCUGUAACUCAACUUGAUCUGCCUUUAAACCUAUUGUGUUUGGUGUUUUUUUUCUAGAAAUUGUUUUUCCUUACACAUACAUUCUGCAGUUUUUAAUUGAGCUCAACCUGUAACUAGCUUGUAAUAUUUGAAGAAUAUAGCACUGAUUUAUAAAAUGCAGGAGAUUCAAAUUGUUGCUUCUGAGUCUUAAAAUAUUUUCAGAUUGAAUUUCCUUCUUUCUUUUUUUUUAAAUGUGAUGUGAUCUUAUUUAAGCCAUCUUUGUGGAAAUGUGUUUCAUUUUGCUAUUAAAUAUAGUUUGAACACACA